Messenger RNA from Closterium sp. Yama58-4, 3813 nucleotides. The record is from the annotation of a GenBank genome assembly. NCBI's taxonomy places the organism in Eukaryota, Viridiplantae, Streptophyta, Zygnematophyceae, Desmidiales, Closteriaceae.
AUGCACCGUCGCCUCCUAGUGUCUGGUCUUCCCAGGUCUCUCCCUCCCCUCCCUGCCUCGCCUGCGCCGCCCUGCCUUCCUUGCGUUGAGGGGCGGCAGCGCGCCGCUCCUCACUCCUCCUCGUUUCCCCCGACAGAGGCUCCCCUGCAGACCCUCCACCUGGACGUGUGGGGCCCAGCCCGCGUUCGUGGACAGGGCGGCGAGCGGUACUUUCUGCUGGUUGUCGACGACUACUCGCAUUACACCACGGUCUUCCCUUUGCGCACCAAGGGUGAGGUCCCUGCUAUUCUGAUCCCUUGGAUCCGAGCAGUUCGUCUCCAGCUCCGCCGCAAGUUCCAGUCGGACCUGCCUGUCCUGCGUCUGCACUCUGACAGAGGUGGUGAGUUCUCCUCCGACCUCCUGCGAGCCUUCUGUAAGGGGGAGGGCAUCCUCCAGCCGUUCACGCUUCCGGGCUCACCGCAGCAAAAUGGGGUUGCUGAGCGCCGCAUUGGCUUGGUCAUGGAGAUCGCUCGUACCUCCUUGAUCCAUGCGGCGGCUCCCCAUUUUCUGUGGCCGUUUGCGGUCCGGUACGCCGCGCAUCAGCUCAACCUCUGGCCCCAUGUCUCCUUGCCGGACACCUCGCCCACACUGCGUUGGACGGGAGAGGUUGGCGAUGCGUCGCGUUUCCGGGUGUGGGGUGCUCGUGCCCUUGUCCGCGAUACGUCCGCGGACAAGCUCUCCUCCCACACCAUUCCAUGUGUCUUCCUUGGCUUUGUCCCUGACGCGCCUGGCUGGCAGUUUUACCACCCCACCUCGCGCCGUGUCUUCCCCUCUCAGGACGUCACCUUUGACGAGUCGGUUCCUUUCUACCGUCUCUUCCCCGACUGCACUACCCCUCUCCCUCCCCCGCCGCUUUUCCUCGCUCCAGGUCCCCCUCUGCCUAUGGGUGAGGUGCUGGGGGGUGCGGAGCCUGGGGGUGCUGAGCCUGCGAGUGCGGAGCCUGGGGGUGCUGAGCUAGAGGGUACCGGGUCCGAGGGUGCUGAGUCUGCUGGCGUUCCUCCGGGUCGCCCUCUUUCUGCUGCUGGAGCUGCUGGAGCUAGUGGUCGUGGAGAUGUUGGGAGUACUGGUGUUUCUGGUUGUGGACGUGCUCGUACCUGGGGUACUGGAGCUGCCAGAACUGGCGGUACUGCUGGAGCUGGAGGUGCUAGUUCUGGGGGUGCUGAGUCUCCUGGCGGUCCUCCUGGUGCCGCGUCUCGCGCUGCUGGAGGUACUGGUGCUGUAGACUCUGGCGCUGGAGGUACCGGUUCUGGGGGUGCUGCUGCUGGAGGUACUGGGGCUGGAGGCCCUGGAGCUGGUGCUGUCGACUCUGGAGUUGGAGACCCUGGUGAUGGCGGUGCCGGUUCUGGGGGUGCUGCUACUGGAGGUACUGGAGCUGGAGGUGCCGGUUCUGGAGGUGCUGCUGCUGGAGGUACUGAGGCUGGAGACCCUGGAGCUGGAGGUGCCGGUUCUGGGGGUGCUGCUGCUGGAGGUACUGGAGUUCGAGGGCCUGGAGCUGGAGGUGCUGGUUCUGGGGGUGCUGCGACUGGAGGUACUGAGGCGGGAGACCCUGGAGCUGGAGGUUCUUGCGCAGCUGGAGGCGCUGGAGCGGGAAGUUUUGGAGCUGCUAGAGGUGCUGGAGCUGGAGAUUCUGGAGCUGCUGGAGGCGAUGGAGCUGGAGGUUCUGGAGCGGCUGGAGGUGCUGGAGCUGGCGGUUAUGGAGCUGCUGGAGGCGCUGAAGCUGGCGGUUCUGGAGCUGCUGGAGGCGCUGGAGCUGGCAAAUCUGGAGCUGUUGGAAGCGCUGGCGCUACUGGUGCGGGUGACACUGCACAACCGCGUCUGUUCUUCGCUCCGCCGUCACCGUCGUCUCUGCCACCGCCUGACUCCGUGCUUCGCCAGGUUCUUAGCCUCCCGUCUUCUACUGGCCUCCCGUUACAGCCAGGCUCACCACUGCCUGCUCCUUCUCCUUACACUGAGCAGACCGACUCGCUUACAAAGCGUUGUGAGCCUGCGUCUCGUCCUGCCUCGCCUGUUCGCGCGCGUCACACUCGUCGUCGUGUUCCUCGUGAGCGUUCGCCUCCUGUCCCUAGCACGCACGCUAUGGCACUUCGUCCUUCCUCUGUUCCACAGCGUGUUCCCCUGCCGUCUCCUCCUGCGUCUUCUCUGCCUGACGUUCCGGACCCUGAGUCUGACCUGGUUCGUGCUGCUCACCCUACCGUCACUCGUCUGCUCGCCACUGUUGUCACUGACCCGUCGUUUGAGUCUGCUGCUGCGUCUGCCUUAGUCUCUGAGCUUGUUGACUUUGCUGCUGCCUGUUGUCUAGACUACGCUGCUAGUCUUGUUGCUAAGUCUGAGUCUGUCUGUCCUCCGUCCGUCGAGGGUGAGUGUGCUCUUGGCACGGACGUCCUUGAGGACACGCAGGAGGACUUUGAGUGUCUUGCAGCCGCUGCACCUCAUCUCGUGGCCAUGCUGCUUGCCCCUGAGGGAGACCCGGAUGCUCUUGACAUCCCUACCCCGCGCUCUUACGCUGAGGCGAUUGCGGGUCCCUACUCCUCUCAGUGGCAGGCAGCCAUGGACGCAGAGAUGGCAUCCUCGAAGUCCACAGGCACUUACGUUGACGAGGUUCCCCCUCCUGGGGCGAACAUCGUCGAUGGCAUUCAGCGAGAGGGAGUUGACUUCUUCCAGACCUUCUCCCCCACCCCGAAGAUGACCACUCUUCGGGUACUACUGCACGUUGCCGCUCAGCGUGACUACGAGCUUCACUCUCUUGACUUCAGCACAGCGUUCUUGCAGGGCAGCUUGCACGAGGAGAUCUGGCUGCGCCGCCCACCUGGCUUCACUGGGUCGUUCCCUCCUGGUACCCAGUGGAGCCUUCGGCGGCCAGUCUACGGUCUCCGCCAGGCGCCGCGUGAGUGGCACGACACACUGAGGACGACACUUGCGGCUCUUGGGUUUGCUCCUUCGACAGCUGACCCGUCACUGUUUCUGCGCACCGACACUUCGCUGCCGCCGUUCUACAUCCUCGUGUACGUCGACGACUUGGUCUUUGCCACUGCUGACACUGAGGCACUCGCCCUUGUGAAGUCGGAGCUGCAGAAGAGACACACGUGCACAGACGUGGGUGAGCUGCGCAGCUCCCUUGGCUUGCAGAUCAUCCGGGACAGAGCACGCCGCACCAUCACCCUGACUCAGUCACACAUGGUGCAGCAUGUCCUUCAGCGCUUCGGCUUCACUUGGUCCUCGCCACAGUCCACUCCUAUGGCUACGGGUCACUCGCUCUCAGCUCUGCCUUCGGACGAGUCCGUAGAGCCGACUGGCCCAUAUCCUGAGCUUGUGGGCUGCCUCAUGUACUUGAUGACCUGCACUCGACCUGACCUUGCGUACCCUCUUAGCAUCCUGGCUCGCUACGUGGCGCCAGGGAGACACCGGCGAGAGCACUGGGAGGCUGCUAAGAGGGUGUUACGCUACUUGUGCAGUACAUCGGGCAUGGGGCUCGUGCUUGGAGGACGGGGUGACGUUGUCCUCACUGGACACUCGGACGCGUCUUGGGUUGACGACCUGGCUACACAGCGGUCGUCACAGGGUUACACUUUCAGCCUCGGUUCCGGUUUGGUUUCUUGGCAGUCUACCCGCUCGUCUUCUGUUCUCAGCUCCAAUUGUGAGGCUGAGAUCUACGCCACGGCCAUGGCUGCACAGGAGUUACGCUGGCUCACCUACAUGCUGACUGACUUGGGAGAGCGGCCUAGUUCUCCUCCAGUUCUGUACGUCGACAACAAGGCCGCUAUUGCCUUGUGUUAG